AUGACCUCUUUACGCGGAUACUUGCACACCUAUGAAGAAGCAUAUCAAAUAGUACAUUCUGUCAGGUUGGGCAUAAUUGCCCCGUUGUCAAAACGGUUGUCUAUUUGGGAAAGAACUUCUAUAAAAAGCGGAUCUAUUUUCGUCUUCAUUCGUGACUGUCGUGGUAUAUUACGAUGGACAGAUGGCAGACUAUGGUCGUCAUCUAAAAUAACCGGUCCCUUUCUGCUCUACAAGGAGGAGACGCGGCAUUUUUGCAAAAAAUUUAGGAAGAAACACCUCACCGAUAUCACACGACCGCUGAAGAACAUUCCGCUUGGCAAGCAAAUGGAGCAAAACAAAUUUAUCCUGUACAAAAAGACCAUAUCAAUCAGACACGAGCAAAAUGUUUACCACAUAAUCGCGUAUUUUCAGCCAGUUUUCGACAAAUGGUCGUUGGGGUCAACACCGUUCUUCCGAUCUAUGAAGAUUGUGAUCGGUAUGUACGGUGAGUUGAGCAGCGAUCGCUAUUUGGACAAUCUUAAACGCAAAAACGUUGACAUCCAUACGCGAUACAAACUGUUGUCGCUGAAUAGUGCCAGCAUACUUCCAGAUAUUGAUCGUAAGCUUUUGGAGCGGAUAGCUCGUGAGGUCCUGAUGAACAAGCUGACAGUGAGCAAAACUUCUGAUGUAUUUAAGACAAAUAAUUAAAAUGUGC
This is a messenger RNA of Vavraia culicis subsp. floridensis, 694 nucleotides long. RefSeq lists its product as uncharacterized. Lineage: Eukaryota; Fungi; Microsporidia; Pleistophoridae. The record is from RefSeq and is a predicted model, not a curated record. Bases 1 to 687 code for a protein of 228 amino acids. The transcript has a single exon. Gene Ontology annotation, molecular function: DNA binding.